Lutzomyia longipalpis is the source of this 1531-nucleotide messenger RNA. RefSeq names its product adenosylhomocysteinase (gene Ahcy). Gene Ontology annotation, biological process: L-methionine cycle. The coding region runs from base 137 to 1435 and encodes 432 amino acids. NCBI's taxonomy places the organism in Eukaryota, Metazoa, Arthropoda, Insecta, Diptera, Psychodidae. Gene Ontology annotation, cellular component: cytosol. The transcript is spliced from 3 exons. Gene Ontology annotation, molecular function: adenosylhomocysteinase activity. The record is from RefSeq and is a predicted model, not a curated record.
GACUCAUUUUGUUUGCUGGGACAAUCUGUCAUUGUUUUUUUGCCGGGUCCUCCAGAUUCCGCGUGCAAGUGGAAAAUUCAGCUCAAUUUCAGUUGAUUUAGUACCUCCGUAGUGUCCAGAUCACUAGCAGAGCAUCAUGUCCAAGCCUACAUUCAAAGUUGCCGAUAUGUCCCUGGCGGACUUUGGGCGCAAGGAAAUCAUGCUGGCGGAGAAUGAGAUGCCCGGAUUGAUGGCAUGUCGCAAGAAGUACGGUCCGCAGAAGAUCCUCAAAGGAGCCCGCAUUGCUGGAUGCCUCCACAUGACCAUCCAAACUGCUGUCCUCAUUGAGACGCUCGUGGAACUCGGAGCUGAGGUUCAAUGGUCCAGUUGUAAUAUUUUCAGCACUCAGGAUCAUGCUGCUGCAGCUAUUGCUGCUACUGGUGUUCCCGUUUAUGCAUGGAAGGGUGAGACAGAUGAGGAGUAUUUGUGGUGCAUCGAACAGACCCUUGUCUUCCGUGAUGGCCAACCGUUGAAUAUGAUCCUCGACGAUGGAGGUGAUUUGACGAAUCUUGUGCAUGAGAAAUAUCCGCAGUACUUGAAGGGAAUUCGUGGGAUUAGCGAGGAAACCACAACGGGUGUCCACAAUCUGUACAAGAUGUUCCAGAAUGGGAAGCUCACGGUGCCAGCAAUUAAUGUCAAUGAUUCCGUGACAAAGAGCAAAUUCGACAAUCUCUACGGCUGUCGUGAGUCCCUAAUUGAUGGCAUUAAGCGUGCCACAGACAUUAUGAUUGCCGGGAAGGUUUGCGUGGUUGCGGGGUAUGGAGAUGUGGGCAAGGGAUGUGCUCAAUCCCUGCGCGCCUUCGGUGGACGUGUCCUCAUCACGGAAAUUGAUCCCAUUAAUGCCCUCCAGGCUGCCAUGGAGGGUUACGAGGUGACAACAAUGGAUGAAGCCAGCAAGGAAGCUACGAUCUUUGUCACCUCAACUGGAUGCGAGGGCAUCAUUGAGGGGCAUCACUUUAUGAAUAUGAAAGAUGACUCCAUUGUCUGCAACAUUGGGCACUUUGACUGCGAAAUUGAUGUUAGCUGGUUGGAGAAGAAUGCCACAGAGAAGGUCAACAUUAAACCCCAAGUUGAUCGCUACACUCUUGCCAAUGGGAAUCACGUCAUCAUCCUCGCUGCUGGGCGGCUCGUGAAUCUGGGUUGUGCCACAGGACAUCCGAGCUUUGUCAUGUCCAAUUCCUUCACAAAUCAAGUCCUGGCACAAAUUGAACUUUGGACAAAGAGCGAUGUCUACAAGGUUGGUGUUCACAUGUUGCCAAAGAAAUUGGAUGAGGAAGUAGCAGCGCUACAUCUCGAAAAGCUUGGCGUUAAAUUGACAAAGCUCACGGAGAAGCAGGCUAAAUACCUCAGUGUUCCCCAGGAGGGACCUUUCAAGCCUGAUCACUACAGAUAUUGAGGAAUUUUUUGGAUUUUCACAAAAAAAAAUGUAAAAAAAAAGAAAUUGUUCACAUUAUUUUUUAGUUGAAUAAAAAGGUCUUUUUUUUUUUAAAAA